AUGUUACAGGAAUUGAUAUUAGACAGACAGGAGAGGGAACAGCGCGAACGUGAUCGCGAACAACGUGAGAAAGACAGAGACAAGUUUUUAUCAGAGCUGAAAACGGAUAUGACAACACAGAUAGAGUCGGUUAAGGGUGACGUCACGGCACAGAUAGAGUCGGUUAAGGGUGACGUCACGGCACAGAUAGAGUCGGUUAAGGGUGACGUCACGGCACAGAUAGAGUCGGUUAAGGGUGACGUCGCGGCACAGAUAGAGUCGGUUAAGGGUGACGUCACGGCACAGAUAGAUUCGGUUAAGGGUGACGUCACGGCACAGAUAGAUUCGGUUAAGGGUGACGUCACCGAGCAAGUAACCACUUUGACAACCCAGAUAAGCACUCUGAAUAACAAAAUUGAGAACAUCGGUCAGAAUCUCACAACUCAAAUCGAAGCGUGUCGCAAAGAAACCGAUUCGGUAAAACUUGCGUAUAAAACAGUUGCACGACAGGUAGACGAGUUAGCGACAGCGGUAGCCACUGUAGAAUCAAAAGAAAUUUUUGAGAGAAGAGACUGUGGAGCUGGUUUUUUGGAGGUAGGAACGGGGGCAACACCAAACUCUGAAGCCUGCCAUCCCCAGAUGAGGGAUCCAUCUGGUGUCCUAUCCACAUUUGUACUUGGAAGUAGGUCCUCAAGCAAUGCUGGAGAGCUACUUCUGACGUUGGUGGUAAGGAUGCUAGGGUGA
This is a messenger RNA of Schistocerca serialis cubense, 723 nucleotides long. RefSeq lists its product as uncharacterized. The record is from RefSeq and is a predicted model, not a curated record. NCBI's taxonomy places the organism in Eukaryota, Metazoa, Arthropoda, Insecta, Orthoptera, Acrididae. The transcript is spliced from 2 exons. Bases 1 to 723 code for a protein of 240 amino acids.